This is a messenger RNA of Neohortaea acidophila, 2418 nucleotides long. RefSeq names its product kinase-like domain-containing protein. Gene Ontology annotation, biological process: protein phosphorylation; intracellular signal transduction. The transcript is spliced from 2 exons. The record is from RefSeq and is a predicted model, not a curated record. Gene Ontology annotation, molecular function: ATP binding; protein serine/threonine kinase activity. The coding region runs from base 1 to 2418 and encodes 805 amino acids. NCBI's taxonomy places the organism in Eukaryota, Fungi, Ascomycota, Dothideomycetes, Mycosphaerellales, Teratosphaeriaceae. Gene Ontology annotation, cellular component: nucleus; cytoplasm.
AUGACGGUUGCCUACCACAACCAUGGCUGGCCCUCCGGCUCGCCAUCUCCCUUAUGUCUAGAGGACAAGUUCGAAAUACUCAAAGAGAUAGGAGAUGGCAGCUUCGGAAGUGUCGCGCUUGGGAGGACUCGUACGGCGGGAGCUCAUAUUGUUCGGAGGAACACCUUGGUGGCCGUCAAGACCAUGAAGAAGACUUUCGAACACUUCUCCCAAUGCAUGGAGCUUCGCGAAGUCAUCUUCCUCAAGACUCUUCCCCAUCAUCCUCACCUCGUCCCCGCAUACGACAUAUUCCUGGACCCCUACACCAAGAAGCUUCACAUCGCCAUGGAGCACAUGGAUGGCAAUUUAUACCAGCUCAUGAAGGCAAGAGAUCACAAGCCGCUGGAUGCCUCCAGUGUGAAGAGUAUACUAUACCAGAUCUUAUCUGGUCUGGAACACAUCCACGACAACGGCUUCUUCCACCGUGAUGUCAAGCCGGAGAACAUUCUCGUCUCUACGUCCGUCUCGGAAACUGGCAACGCUUUCAAGAGAUACUCCUCCCUCAUCACGCCUCCCUCAACGCCACCAACCUACUCGAUUAAGAUUGCAGACUUUGGUUUGGCCCGUGAAAUGCAUUCGCGAGUGCCAUACACAACAUACGUGUCCACGAGAUGGUAUCGUGCGCCGGAAGUGCUCUUGCGAGCAGGGGAGUAUUCUGCACCCGUCGAUAUCUGGGCGAUUGGCGCCAUGGCCGUGGAAAUCGCGACACUUAGGCCUUUGUUCCCUGGUGGCAACGAGGUCGAUCAGGUGUGGAGAGUAUGUGAGAUCAUGGGCAGCCCAAGCAACUGGGUCAACAAGCAUGGGCAGAAGAUUGGCGGUGGUGAAUGGAGAGAAGGCAUCAAGCUUGCACAGAGACUCGGGUUUUCCUUCCCCAAGAUGGCACCUCAUUCGCUGGCCACCGUCCUGCCAGCACCACAAUGGCCAGCCAGCCUUGUGCAAUUCGUGACCUGGUGCCUGAUGUGGGACCCGAAGCACCGCCCGACUUCCAAGCAGGCUCUCGAGCACGAGUAUUUUGCCGAUGCCGUCGACCCCUUGAUGAGGCCGAAGACCAACAGCAGUAAUCGAAUUCUGGGACGAAAGGCAUCGACGAUGACUCCCACGAACGAGUCUGUCGCUGACUCGGUCCCGACACUUGCGACCAAGACGUCGUCGUGGUUCAGAAGAUCCAUGCCCGCGAGAGAGUCGUCUGCACCAGCACCACCCGUGCCUGCACACGUUCAGCCGAUCCUCGAAGCUCCUAAACGAUCUGCCAUUGUGCAUGCAAACACUGUGGAUGCUGCACCCUCAGCAUCGCGGAUCCGAAAUCCUAGCGACAAGCGCGCAACAUGGGGCCACGGCUUGCAGAGCAAUCCUGCGCCGAUUCCCAUCUUGCCGUCAAUCCGUCCCAUCUCACCACUCCGGGACGAAGUGACCGUGCAGGCAACUACGAAGCCUGCUGAAGUCCCGAUGGAGAGCCACCGGAAGAUUGGUCGACAAUUGUCUGUCAAUUCGUCUGGGAAUCACUAUGCCGAUAUGCACAGGCAAGAGGCAGAGCGCAUCUUGAAUGGAGGCAACGGGCUGAAGUCUCCGACGAGCAGCAGUGGAAAGGAAGGCUUCUUCUCGCACCUGCGCAAGCGUGCUCGGAGACUCUCUGGACGCUACCAAGGUCCCAACUCUCCCAAUGCCGAGGAUAUCGAGGCCAACGCUGGACGCGGAACCUGGCAGAGCAGCAACCGACAAGCCAUCGCUCCCGCCGGGGAUGACAGGGCCUUCGAUUCCAGCUUUGCCGAUCUCGAUCGGGCUUUGCGCAAUGUACGCCAUAACUUGAACGCUGCUGCUGAUGUCAAGCCGCCUGUCAGGCAACCGUCGCUUCCACGACAACCUCAGAAGAUGGCGAGCAGCCCUGCACUCCACCGACACGCAUCCUUGCAAGAGGAGCGAUCGGCGGCAGCAUUGCCAUCGACUACCUCGAUGUUCAGCCGGAACCGUCGGUCGGUUCGACACCCCCCGCAGAACAAGUACGAGACGCCGAGCGAGGAGGACGAGUUGCUGGACGAGGCGAUUCAUUCAGCGCACACCGCUGCGCGACGACUGGACGACGUGCCCAAGGUUCCGGCCAAGCAUCACAACAUCAGCCAGCCGGCAUCGCAGUCUCUCUUCUCUGGCGGCGCUACGUACAGUACUCCCUAUCUGACGCCAUCGACCUCGAAGGACAUGAAUGGCGUGAGUUUUGGAGGCUCGCAUGAUUACGCGCCCACUCAGCCGAUGCCGAUCCCGCGUGCGCCAGCCAAGAAUCAUCAAUCGGUCAAUCCUCAGUGGCCCACGCCUCCCUACGACGAGAACGACUGGGCCGCGGCGGCUUCGGCCAGCAUCUUUGCCACGCAACAGGCAUUCCGAUGA